Molecule: messenger RNA, 2431 nt
Organism: Limulus polyphemus (Atlantic horseshoe crab)
Lineage: Eukaryota; Metazoa; Arthropoda; Merostomata; Xiphosura; Limulidae
Product: probable basic-leucine zipper transcription factor Q
Exons: 4
Coding region: 129-2261 (710 amino acids)
Cellular component (GO): extracellular region
Molecular function (GO): chitin binding
Source: RefSeq, a predicted model, not a curated record
GAAUAUCCGAUAAUAAACAAACAGGAUCACAGAUUUGAUCUGCUGCUUUGUCCUGGGCUUUACGUGGGAACCUCGAGUCUUUUUCUUGAUCAAGCGAAAACAAGGACUGAUUAAACAAUCCAUCUACAAUGAAGACAGUUGUUUUUCUUGUUGGGUUGGUGGUUAGUGUCGCUGGUCAAAGCUAUGUAUAUGUUAACGAGAAACAACGUGACAUAAAAUAUAAUCCUUCUAGUAAUCUGUUUGACCUCAGUUCUUACGUGUACAAACCACCCUCGGAAGUACAUCAACAUAUUGCAGCUCGAGGUUCAACACUAAACGCUAAGACACCUUCGCUAACCGGACCUCAAGUUAGUCAGUCUCAUCAACCACCUCAAAUCCUUCCCGUAAAGUAUUCUGGUAGAACUUUGAUUGAAACUUCACCAGACAUAACAGGCCUUCCAUCAGCUAUAACAGCUGGAGGAGGAUAUUCUUUGGAGGAGCUUUAUGCUUCCUUAGAAAAACGUCCUGACGAAUACCAAAAGAAGCAAGCAGAACGUCUACCUAAUUUUCUUCCUCCCACACAAUCUCAUUUCCAUGAACAGCCCCAGGUUACUAACAGACAGGCACGUUUUACUCAGUCUCAGCAACAGGCUAAAGCCUACCCACAACAAUAUACCAGCAACCAGUACAGGACGACUCAAUAUGCUCAACUCCAGCCACAAUAUAACGUCAAUCCUGAACAGUAUACUAGCAACCAAUAUAAACAGAACCAGCCUUAUCAACACCAGCAAAAGUCUAACAUAUAUACUCAACAAUAUACUAGCAACCAAUAUAAGCAGAACCAGCCCUAUCAACUCCAGCCACAAUCUAACAUCAAUCCUGAACAAUAUACUAGCAACCAAUAUAAACAGAACCAGCCUUAUCAACACCAACAACAGCCUAACAUCUACCCUAAACAAUAUACCAGCGGCCAAUAUAAACAGAAUCAGCCAGUUCACCACCAGCAACAGCCUAACAUAAAUCCUCAACAGUAUAAUAGUAACCAAUAUAAACACAAUCAGUUUGGUCAACACCAGCAACAGCCUAACUUCAAUCCUCAACAAUAUACUAGCAACCAGUAUAAACAGAAUCAGUCUUAUCAACACCAGCAACAGUCUAACAUACAUCCUCAACAAUAUACUAGCAAUCAGUAUAAACAGAAUCAGCCUGAACAACACCAGCAACAACCUAACAUCUACCCACAACAAUAUACCAGAAAUCAAUACACACAAACUCAUUCUCAAUCGCAGCAACGCACGUACAAUAAUGAAGACUACAAACGUACUCCAAACUUCAUUUCCCAAGGUCGCCUUCAGUCAUCCAUACUUCAAACAUCUCAAGAUUUGCCACAACCCAGUUCACAUGAUAACUACCCGACAAGUGCCAUAUCUUCCGAUCAGUUGCAAUUCUUUGGCCUUCCCGCCUUCAUACUAAAUGGCAAAGAAGAUAAAUCUUUAGAAGAGUUGUAUGCUGAGUUCGAAAGUAUGGAUUUGGAGGCAGAAAAACAACAACAUAAAGUUAAGCAGAUUAGGCCACAAAUACGAGGUGGUCAGCAAACUGAGUAUCCUCAGGUUUCUCGAAAAGAACCAGACGCUGAACAAAAUCAUUAUACUCCUCAAAACUCACCUCGAGGAAAUGAGCAAAUUAGUUAUACAUCAGUCUUUCAGGACCAGUUUCAAGACACAGCGAAGGGGAACAGUUCACCAAUUAGUCCACAAUCAACCAAAAGGCAAGGACAAUCACAAAGAAGAAGAAGAAUACGUCAAAAACGGCGUAAAAUACAUGAAAAACAUAAUACUGCUGAAGAACCCGAAGAUGUUAGUCGUCUCAUGGUCCCAAUUCCAGUAAAACCUCUAAAAGAUAAUUCACAGCAUUCAUCCGAAGUGAGUCGCAACUAUGUAGACUUAUCUGUGGAUUCGCUUCCUCAGGAUCCGGAUGGAGAUGGAAUUCCUGGAGAAGCGGGAGUGAAUUAUCCCACGCUGAACUCUGUACCACAGACGUCGUUUUCUUGUCGGCAGCAGCCGCUUAAUGGAUAUUAUGCAGAUUUAGAAACAUCAUGCCAGGUGAUGCAUCUAUGCCAAGCCGGCGGAGUUCAGGACAGUUUUCUCUGUCCAAAUGGAACGAUCUUUAAUCAGGAAAUAUUCUCUUGUCAAUGGUGGUACAAGGUGGACUGUGCGAAAUCGGUUAGCUUCUAUAACCUAAAUGAAGCGCUGUACAAGGUUCCGAAGCCAGCUAAAGAAUGAAGGUGGAGACACUGAAAAUUUGUUGUUUUAACUGAUUUAGUUUCAUGCCGAAACAGGACUAGCCUUCUCAAACGAACCUGUCGUUCAAUGUAUAAUGUCACUAUAAUUUGCCCUUUCAGGAGAUUUAUUUACUGAAUAAAAACUGUAGUUAAGAUAGGAGAACUUGUAAA